Messenger RNA from Triticum dicoccoides, 1848 nucleotides. Its product is annotated as cyclin-D5-3-like. The record is from RefSeq and is a predicted model, not a curated record. Bases 376 to 1368 code for a protein of 330 amino acids. The transcript is spliced from 5 exons. Lineage: Eukaryota; Viridiplantae; Streptophyta; Magnoliopsida; Poales; Poaceae.
CGCCACUCGUCGCCUACCCUUUCCUUCCGCCUCUCCGCCACCACCACUGGCGCGAAACCCCGCACGCAUCCGUCCAGUCGAGUCUUCCCACAGCCCACGCGCCACGCGACCUACACCUCAACUUCCCAUCCAUUUCUCCCUCUCUCUCUCUCCAAUCCGUCUCCCUAACUGCAGAUUUGUCUCCCCUUUCGCCGCGCGCGGGCGGGGGAGGAAUCCUUUUCUCAUUUCUGUUCCGCCUCCUCCCAACUCAUCCGCCGCGCCGCGCGCCUCCUUCCCCCCUGUGCCCUGCCGCCGCUGGAUCAUUUUCCUCGCCUUUUCCUUCCUUUUUCCCCGCGCAUGCACGGGGACGGCCUCUUGUGAUUGAUUCACGCGCCAAUGGGGGACGCGUCCACCUCCGCCGCUCCCGCCACGCCCACCUCCACGCUCAUCUGCCUCGAGGACGGCAACGACCUCUUCCUCGACGACGAUAGCCCCGACGGCGGCUUGGCGGACUCGCGCCUCGCCGCCGACGACGGUCUCCUGCUCCUCGACCGCGACGACGAGUACGUCGCGCUCAUGCUCUCCAAGGAGGGCGCCGGCGGCGGCGGCACGUGGGGUGAGGAGCUGGACGAGUGGACCAAGGCCGCGCGCGCCGUGUGCGUCGACUGGAUUGUCAAGACGAACGCGAGGUUCCUCUUCAGCGGGAAGACGGCGUACGUGGCGGUGACGUACCUCGAUCGGUUCUUGGCGCAGCGGCGAGUCGAUAGGGGGAAGGAGUGGGCUCUGCAGCUCCUCUCGGUGGCGUGCCUGUCGCUGGCGGCCAAGGUGGAGGAGCACCGGGUGCCGCGGCUGCCGGAGUUCCGGCCGGACGAGUACGACUUCGACAGCGCCUCCAUCCUGCGCAUGGAGCUCCUCGUCCUCGGCACCCUCAAGUGGCAGAUGAUCGCCGGCACCCCGUUCCCGUACCUGAGCUGCUUCGUGGCCAGGUUCCGGCACGACGAGCGCAAGGCCAUCGUCCUGCGCGCCGUCAAGUGCAUCUUCGCCUCCCUCAAAGCGAUGAGCUCGGUGGAGUACCAGCCGUCGACCAUGGCGCUGGCGUCCAUCCUGGUCGCGCGCGGCGGCAGGGAGGGGACGGGGACGGCCCCGAACCUAGAGGAGGAGCUCAAGGCGAUCCUGGGCUCAUCAUGGCAGCAAUUACACACCGGGCAUGUGUAUUCCUGCUACAGCGUGAUGAUUCAGGAGGAGGACAGGUCCACGCAGUCGGGCAGGGAGGUGGCUUCCUCCGGCGUCUCUGCCGCGGCCCCCGCCGGGAGCCCGGGCACCUCCGUCGCCAUGGCCAUGGGCCGUGGAGGGGUGGUUGAACAGGACCCCGUGGAGAGGGCUGGUUGAACAGUAGCCGGUGGAGGAGCGGUGGAGGCUAGAUGAACAUGAGUCCGUGGAUGAGAAGGGUCCAUUCGCCUCAGGGCCAGUAGGAGGAGCUGUGUGAAUGUUGGCUGGAGUUCAGCUCGCACUCUGGCUGCUGCUAAUUUCUGUCACCCCCCCUAGCCUUAGCCCUUUUUUUUUCAUUAGCUUGAGCAGUGAUUUUGGUGGUGGUGGUGGCUAAAUAGGGGGCAGGACUUGAUUCUUGUGAUUGUGCAAUUAUUGCAGCUGAUUGGUAAGUUAGGAUCGGAAAGAUUUUGGUUUUCAGGAGAUCUUUCCCAUCCAGGCUUUAAAAGGCUGUGUAAAGAGGAGAGGUAGAGAGAGAAAGUCCCAGCAGGAGUACUGCACUACUGCUGCAAAGAGCUCUCAGCUCAGCUCAAAGUGAGGUGAAAAGAAAAGAGAGCACAACAAAGCCUAGGCAUGAUAUGAGUGGGGAGCCAUUUUUUUCUC